AUGCCUUGGUCAUCCUCUUGCCCCCUCCUCUUCCUCCUCUUCCUCCUCCUGAGCCGUGAGGUGUGGAGCUACGAGGCUCCCGAGGACAAACAGGAUGUGUUUGCCAGUCGAGCUUGUUCAGCUUUUCUGAGCUUCACCAACGUUGUGUGUCUGGCUGGAGUCACGGUGGAGCUGCCCUGUCGCUGCAAGCCUCCACAGGUCCAAUCAGUCCUGUGGUUCUUCAGGAAACAUCUGGGCAGCUCCGAGGACACCGGAGCUCUGAGCCAUCACCAUGACAGCCAGCAGCUGGACACCGGGCAGGUCCCUCACAGCGCCGAGCUGCCGAGUCGAUCCUCCAUCCGUCUCUUCAGCCUGUUGAUCUUCAGGACAGGACCCGGCGACUCUGGCUUCUACAUCUGCGGCUCCGCCCAGAAAGACUUUUUCUACGGUUACGACCUGGACGUGCAGGAGGUGCACCGGAUCCGCUUCACUCCGAGACUGGCUCCAGACAGAAGGAACCAGGACCUGAUGGAGAUUAAAAGCCGGAGCUCCAGUCAGCCGCGGCAUCUUGUCUUCACCGGCUUCAAGCCCUGGACGGUGUGCGACCGCUGUGGGGUGGGGGGGGAGCAGGUCCGUGUGGGGCUCUGCUACGUCCGCUCCCAGUUCCUCCAUGUACGCUACCGACGAGCCAAUCAGACGGUGGCUUCAUGCGGCUCAGGGGCGGUGCCCCGGGCGUUCGGCCUGAAGCGAGGCGGAGCGGAGGCCCAGCUGGAGGUGAGGAGAUGUCAGGUGACCUGUCCACCUCAACCUCCGCCCUCCUCCAAACUCCUCACUCUGAUGGCUCUCUUUGGUUCUGCCUCCGGGCCAGUAGACGUACCAGUGUUCUACCUGAACCACCCCGCGGGCCGGGUCCUGACCCUGGGGUGCCCCGGGGCUCGAGCGGACAUGGCCGUGGCUUGGGACCGAGGCUCCGAACCCAUUUACAGAUCCCAACACUUGGCCGGGGGCUCCAUCGGCACCAAGGCCUCCAGGCUGCGGAUCGACUCCGGACACCACCUAGUGUUCAAACCUGCAACGCUUCAGGACACAGGUGUGUACUGCUGCUGGCUGCAGGGUCGUCCGGCCGCUCAGAUCCGCCUCCUGGUCUACCUUCAUUUAGGGGGGGGCCAGUCUGUGACAUCACACCCUGACUUCCCGACAGCUGUCAGCAGCGUGACGAUAUGUUACGCUGCCAUGACGAGCGUGUUCCUCCUGCUGGUGGUCGUCAGAGCUGGAGUCCGAUGCCUGAGGGACGCAGCACAGACACAGUAG
Messenger RNA from Platichthys flesus (European flounder), 1290 nucleotides. RefSeq names its product Ig-like V-type domain-containing protein FAM187A. The record is from RefSeq and is a predicted model, not a curated record. The transcript is spliced from 5 exons. NCBI's taxonomy places the organism in Eukaryota, Metazoa, Chordata, Actinopteri, Pleuronectiformes, Pleuronectidae. Bases 1 to 1290 code for a protein of 429 amino acids.